Molecule: messenger RNA, 2028 nt
Organism: Phodopus roborovskii (desert hamster)
Lineage: Eukaryota; Metazoa; Chordata; Mammalia; Rodentia; Cricetidae
Gene: Hbp1
Product: HMG-box transcription factor 1
Exons: 11
Coding region: 16-1674 (552 amino acids)
Biological process (GO): regulation of transcription by RNA polymerase II
Cellular component (GO): nucleus
Molecular function (GO): RNA binding; DNA-binding transcription factor activity, RNA polymerase II-specific; RNA polymerase II cis-regulatory region sequence-specific DNA binding
Source: RefSeq, a predicted model, not a curated record
CAGUUCUCCCGACCAAUGAAAGACGAAAGAGGUGAACGAAGGCUCAGCCCCCGGGGGUUUCAGGGGAGGGGAAGACGAAGCUUGAAAGACUUGGUAAUGGCGACGGGUUUGUCGGAGCACCAUAACAUGGUGUGGGAAGUGAAGACAAAUCAGAUGCCUAAUGCAGUACAGAAACUCCUGCUGGUGAUGGACAAGAGAGCUUCAGGAGUGAAUGACUCAUUGGAGUUGCUGCAGUGUAAUGAGAAUUUGCCAUCCUCUCCAGGAUACAACUCCUGUGAUGAACAUAUGGAGCUAGAUGACCUUCCUGAACUUCAGGCUGUUCAAAGUGAUUCUACUCAAUCUGCCAUAUACCAGCUAAGUUCAGAUGUAUCUCAUCAAGACUAUCCAAGAUCAUCUUGGAACCAGGAUACCUCAGACAUAUCGGAAAACACUCACCGAGAAGAUGAGGUGGAUUGGCUGACAGAAUUAGCAAAUAUUGCCACUAGCCCUCAAAGUCCUCUUAUGCAGUGCUCGUUUUAUAACAGAUCACCUCCUGUACACAUCAUAGCUACUAGCAAAAGUUUACAUUCCUAUGCACGCCCACCACCAGUGUCCUCCUCUUCAAAGAGCGGGCCAGCCUUUCCUCAUGACCACUGGAAGGAAGAAACCCCAGUGAGACAUGAACGGGCAAACAGUGAGUCAGAGUCCGGCAUUUUCUGCAUGUCUUCCCUGUCUGACGAUGAUGAUCUGGGCUGGUGCAAUUCCUGGCCUUCAACUAUUUGGCACUGUUUUUUGAAAGGCACGCGACUAUGCUUCCAUAAGGAAAGCAGUAAGGAAUGGCAAGAUGUUGAAGACUUUGCUAGAGCCGAAGGCUGUGAUAAUGAGGAAGAGAUUCAAAUGGGCACUCACAAGGGCUAUGGUUCUGAUGGUCUAAAGUUGCUAUCCCAUGAAGAGAGUAUAUCAUUUGGUGAGUCUGUACUCAAGUUGACUUUUGAUCCUGGUACAGUAGAAGAUGGCUUGCUUACUGUGGAGUGUAAGCUGGACCACCCUUUCUAUGUUAAAAAUAAAGGUUGGUCAUCAUUUUAUCCAAGCUUGACUGUGGUACAGCAUGGCAUUCCAUGUUGUGAAAUUCAUAUUGGUGACAUAUGUCUACCUCCUGGACACCCUGAUGCCAUUAAUUUUGAUGAUUCAGGUGUUUUUGAUACAUUUAAAAGCUAUGACUUCACACCUAUGGACUCUUCUGCAGUCUAUGUUUUGAGCAGUAUGGCCCGUCAGCGCCGUGCUUCUUUGUCGUGUGGAGGACCUGGCAGUGCUCAAGAGUUUGCAGGCUCUGAAUGCAGUAAAAGCUGUGGUUCACCCGGGUCAGCACAGCUGUCCUCUGACUCUCUGUAUGCUAAAGCUGUCAAAAGCCACAGCUCAGGGACUGUGAGUGCCACUUCUCCUAAUAAGUGCAAAAGACCAAUGAACGCCUUCAUGCUUUUUGCCAAAAAAUACAGAGUUGAAUAUACUCAGAUGUACCCAGGGAAAGAUAACAGAGCCAUUAGUGUCAUCCUUGGUGACAGGUGGAAAAAGAUGAAGAACGAGGAAAGGAGGAUGUACACAUUAGAAGCAAAGGCUUUGGCUGAAGAACAAAAACGUUUAAACCCUGACUGUUGGAAAAGGAAAAGAACCAACUCAGGCUCUCAACAACAUUGAACCAGAUGCUUGUGUUUGUAAGUCUGUAUCUGCAUAAGUACUGACUCUGGAUGGAAAAGCUUGGAAGACCUUGGUCUCACCAUUAGUCCUGAAUUUGUGUGACCAUAAGAUAGCAUUGAGUCCUGAAAUGAUUUAAUGAGUGAGGAUUUGCUUUCUCCAUUAGAGCAUUAAGUAAGCUACAACUAUCAACAUUGUAAACCAAAUUGCCUUAUUUUCCUUCCAAACUUCAUAUGUCUAUCAGGUAAUAUAGGCUUGAAAAUUGAUAUCCUGUGGUGCUAAAGUACAGUAGAAAGAUGUGUAUACAUGUUUUAUUUUAAAUUGUACGAAGGGGAAUUUAAAAAAUAUGUAACUGCU